Molecule: messenger RNA, 999 nt
Organism: Suillus bovinus
Lineage: Eukaryota; Fungi; Basidiomycota; Agaricomycetes; Boletales; Suillaceae
Exons: 3
Coding region: 159-947 (262 amino acids)
Source: RefSeq, a predicted model, not a curated record
CGGAAGUAUCCGGACUAGCCCAAUGACUCCAAAAACAUGCUUUCGUCGCUUCUAAAUCAUCUGGACCCCGCACAGCAUGAUGAGGAAACGUAAACUUGAAGAUGAAAACCUGAUAAGUAGGUUCUCACAACGAGCACAAGGGCACGCGACAGUCGGCGAUGGAUCAAAGUCUUUCUGAGGUCGGUCUCCAGAACUAUUACCAGCGACUCGCCGAUCACGGUUUGAUAACACAGUCACAAUCAAGUCAAGCACCCGAGAUACCUAUUUCACCACCCGCGCCUGAUCAUCCUCGCUGUCCAAUCUGCUCGCACCUCCUUGUCACAUGUCAUGGUUGUUCGAAUGUGACCUGCGAUAACAGUUACUGCAAAGGCGCUAACCUGGUUACUUUUGUGUCCUCGUGUCAAUCAUGCUUUUCGACCCUUGCGAAGACAAAAAAAUGCAGCCAGCACGAUUGUUCCUCUCGCGCACAUUUUACUGGUGGCGUAAUCUGUCCUGAUUGCGUCAAACCCACGGACGGUCACAUAGUUUGUCUCUGCGGGGACAGCUGGAUUUGUGGCGCAUGUGUCACUCACAAGAAAAUUCUGAACGACUGUGGACGCUGUCCAAAAUGUCAGAACUGUUUUUGUUUUAUCUGGUGCAGAUACAUCGACGUGUGCGCGGACUGCCGCAAGAUGACGCUAUGCAACGAUUGCAUGGAAGAAGACUUAUCUGACAGGGAGAAGUCUUUAUUCGCAAACAAGAGCGCAUUCCUUGUAGCGACGUGCGAAGAAUGUCGGGGUAGAAUCUGUAUGGACUGCUUUGAAGAGCGGGAAUCCCGUUGUGAAUCUUGUAACACUGUUCAUUGCAGAGAUUGCAUUGACCACGAAGAAUGUCCGGGUUGUGGGGCAUUUAUGUGCAUUACUUGCGCCUCGGAAGAUGUGUGUCAGAAGUGCGAGGAAAACUUAUAGUUUUAUACGGGGCAACUUCAGGAAACCCACAGUCGAGCGAAGUUUCGACCAG